Molecule: messenger RNA, 3718 nt
Organism: Aspergillus nidulans FGSC A4
Lineage: Eukaryota; Fungi; Ascomycota; Eurotiomycetes; Eurotiales; Aspergillaceae
Product: putative inositol polyphosphate phosphatase
Exons: 6
Coding region: 1-3543 (1180 amino acids)
Biological process (GO): phosphatidylinositol dephosphorylation; phosphatidylinositol metabolic process
Molecular function (GO): phosphatase activity
Source: RefSeq, a predicted model, not a curated record
AUGGAGGGAAACGACAAGGGCAAAGAAGCUACGGAUAGCGCCCCCAUCAGACCAGUAUCGUCACUUCUUUCCCACUUUGAAAAUCUUUCGCAUCGCCGUUCACCGUCGGCGGUUCCCAACGGUUCCCACGAUUCUUACCUUCUCAAGGCUCCGCAGCUAGCCGACGAUCCCCGUUCAUCCACACGAGCCUCUCUCGAUCUACCACGUCCAUCUCCUUGGGGCUCUGGGACAGACACGCCGAAUGGCAGCCGAACUGAUUACGGGAAUGGUACUCCCCGGCGGAAUGGUGGAUCUCCGGGGAUAUCACCUGGAAGGCGGCAGAGCAGGCCCAUGUCAAUGGUCUUCCACUCGUCGCCGCAGCUGCCACCUACUCUGACAGUAGACUCCCCGCGUUCUCCGCCGCGUGGGUUUAGUACCGACCGUGCUCGGGGAGAUGAUGCCCGUCCCGGCCGUAGUCCGCCGAGUGUUUCGCGAGAAUCCCUGCACCUUGCGUCCGGCAAACCGUCGUCCAGUCGGCCAACAACCCCCACUAAUUCGACAUCAGCGGCGACAGAGCGGCCAUCCGGGCUCUCCCCCCAAUUGUCCUCCUCAGUAGGAUCUACUGGUGGUAGCCCUACCUUGCCCCCUCUCAAUCGAGCAACGAAACCCAAGAUCCCCGCCAAACCGGCGGCCCUAUCCUUUCACGAGUCGAACUCCUCUCUUGCACCACAGGGCUCGUCGUCGCAAGAAUAUGUGUCUCCAUUUAGCACGCCGCCGGGCAGCCCCGAAAAGACACCGCCAAGUCGACCUACGGUCACCAAACCAGUCCAACCACAACGACGUCCCCCGAGCCGGCAAUCUCCGCCUCUAUCUGCAGUGGAGAUUCCUACGCGGAGGUCAAUGGAAAGGUCACCUGGCCGCCUGGCAUCUUCGCAAGGAUCCAGGGCGACAUCAGCGUCGCGCCGCUCCCCGGCCCCUGAACCUCCGCGACAAUCGAAGCCGUUGACGGUACAGAUUCCUCCCAGAGGGCCUUCUGUCCAACCAUCGUCUUUGGCAAGUGCUCCGCUAUCUGCCCGGCUUAAUCAGAGGAGCGACAGCCCCCAUGCCCGACCAGGCCUCCCACCCCGCCAUCCAUCCACGGCCCGAAGAAGCGGCCGAUCUCCUUCAAGACAAACACCGACUUCCGAAAAUCCUGCAUUUCCUCGACCCCCGCCUAGAGCCGAUUCGAUUCCCACACCUAAAAUUCAACGUCAGCCGUCAUUUUCUAGGGAAACUAAGCUAGGGCCACCACAACCCGUAAAUAACCCUAUAUCAAGCGAAGAAGAACUGGUUGCGGAUGAGCCACCAACACGUACCGAUUAUCCAGACGCAUCGAACACUAACCGGCGACCGCCGCUUCUGAAGUCUGGGCCGAGAGAAAUCAAUACGCGAUAUGACACUCGGCUUAUGGAUGUGUGUGGGAAGCACGUCUGCACAACCGGUUACAUCACACGCGUCUGGGAUCUCACGACUGGUGAGCAGAUCAUGAGCUUAAGUCAUGGUGAAACGGUCAAGAGUCUGUCGCUGGCCUUUAAGCCCGGGGCCGGACUUGAGGAUGAAGGCCGGCGUGUUUGGGUAGGCACAAACACAGGGGAGCUUCACGAGAUCGAUGUCUUCAGUGGGUCAGUAGUGGCCUCUCGGUCAUAUCCAUCGCGUCGGGAGGUGAUCAAAAUUCUACGGCAUAAGAAGGAAAUGUGGACGCUUGACGAUGAAGGCAGAUUACUAGUGUGGCCUCCGGAUGAGUCGGGCGUGCCGAAUCUACAAUAUAGUUAUCAUAAUCCUUACGACAGGGUUGCAAGGGGGCAUACCUUUUCCAUGGUUGUCGGAGACACUCUAUGGCUCGCUACAGGGAAGGAAGUGCAUUUGUAUCGACCGAAUGCGCCUGAUGACGUUUCAUUUAAAAUCCUCAGAAAGCCUUUGGGUUCGCACCACACGGGAGAAGUUACCUCCGGUGCCUACACCACACGAGAUGGUGGCCGGGUGUAUCUCGGUCACGCGGAUGGCAAAGUCACCGUCUACUCAGCGAGCAAUUAUGCCUGUCUCAAUGUGGUGAAUGUCAGUGUAUACAAAAUUAAUUGCCUGGGUAUUGUGGGUGACAACCUCUGGGCUGCCUAUAAGACCGGCAUGAUUUACGUGUAUGAUACAAGUACCGACCCCUGGACGGUGAUGAAGGACUGGCGCGCGCACGACAGCCCAGUUUGCGGGUUCUUGCUCGAUUCAAGCAGUGUUUGGACCAUGAAUCGACUGCAAGUGACGUCCCUUGGGACAGACAACUGCAUUCGUCUUUGGGAUGGAAUGCUCGAAGACGAUUGGCUAGAAAUUCAAAUGCAAAAGAGAGAUGUGGAAUUCUGCACAUUUCGCGAGAUCAGUGCAGUGAUCCUGACCUGGAAUGCCGGUGCCUCUACCCCUGGUAGUGUGCGCACAUCGACGUUCAUUCAAGAUGCUAUUCACCCAGAAAGCCCGCCGGAGAUUCUCGUGUUCGGUUUCCAGGAACUGGUCGACCUCGAAAAUAAGAAGAUAACAGCCAAGAGCUUGCUUCUAGGAAGCAAGAAAAAGGAAAGUGGCGAGAAAGAGCAUAUGAGUCGUCAGUACCGCGUGUGGAUGGAGCACUUGACACGUUGUAUCAAUGACUGCAUGCCACUCGAGGAGUCGUACGUGCUCUUGCAUAGUGCGAAUUUGAUUGGUCUUUUUACGUGUAUAUUCGUCAAGCACAAGGAACGGGCAAAGAUCAAGGACGUCAGUGCCGCUGAGAUAAAGCGGGGCAUGGGAGGAUUGCAUGGCAACAAGGGUGCUCUGGUUUUUCGCUUUGUCCUUGAUGACAGCUCCCUCUGCUUCGUUAAUUGCCAUCUAGCCGCAGGGCAGACGCAAACCACGCACCGCAACAACGAUAUCGCCGCUAUUCUUGAGACUGGGUCGCUGCCUGUGGAGACAAGCCUGACUUCUCGGCUGGAUCACUUUGUUAGUGGUGGAGAUGGGUCGAUGAUAAUGGACCAUGAAAUAUGUAUACUGAAUGGAGACCUCAACUACCGCAUUGACUCGGUGCCGCGACACGUGAUCAUCGAGGAUAUUCGAAACAAUAAUCUCGCAAAACUUCUCGAACGAGACCAACUUCUCGCAUCGAGACGUAAGAAUCCUGGAUUCCGGCUGAGAGCGUUCCAAGAGGCCCCGAUCACGUUUGCUCCGACAUACAAGUAUGAUGUGGGCACGGAUGAAUACGACUCCAGCGACAAAAAGCGAUCCCCUGCCUGGUGUGACCGGGUCCUGUAUAGGGGCCUAGGUCGGAUUAAGCAGCUUGAGUACCGGCGCCAUGAGGUCCGGGCGUCAGAUCACCGGCCGGUGAGCGCAACGUUUAAAUUCCGCAUCAAGACAGUGCUCCCUGAGAAGCGAGAGGUUCUGUGGGAAGCCUGUCAGAAAGAAUUCCAGGCCGAAAAGCGAAGGCUCGCGUCAGAGGCUAGCAUUGAGUACCUCAUCAGCGUACUCGGAACUAACCCUAAACAGGCGCGAGCCCUUAUCCUGGGCAACUGAAGCUCAGUAAUCUCUCUUGAGCUUUCUAUACUUUGUUUAAUUUUCUGUAAGUAGAGGUUGGAAUUGCAUUGGUGCCUAUUUGGAGGCACAAGAACUGCAUAGUAUCUCGGUCAUCGUGAUGCGCUCGCAAGGAUGGCCUGUACGACUUAUGACUCACGAUAGACAUGUAUCACGA